Molecule: messenger RNA, 2598 nt
Organism: Epithele typhae
Lineage: Eukaryota; Fungi; Basidiomycota; Agaricomycetes; Polyporales; Epitheliaceae
Exons: 10
Coding region: 1-2598 (865 amino acids)
Source: RefSeq, a predicted model, not a curated record
AUGAAGUACAACCUCCGAAUCCUAGUUCCAUCGCUGACCAACCAGACCGAAAGUAACCAUAAAUAUCGACACAUCCCCGAUGUUUCAUUCACAGACUGGGAGGCCAAAACGGCUCCCAAAAAACUAAUUCAGCUUCUGGUUCCCUCCGUGGCUGUAACUGUAUAUGACCUCGUCAAGCCCGAACCACCGGUCUCCGCCGAAGAGCUCCCCCCUUGGGUUUUCUACGUCGACCACUACUCUGCUCAUACAUCUGUCCCAUUGCCGAAGGCGCAGGACUUCCGGUCAUUGCCGAGCACAUUCCGCUCGGUAAUUCACCCCGGUGAUCGUCGCACGCGACUACCGCUGUGGCUCGUUGACCUAUGGCGACAAUUGCGCGACAUUGACACGCACCGGCGCAACAUCGUGUCUGGACUACAUUGGCUGCACAGAUUCCAAGAACAGAAUGACCUCGACUACAACAUUUUCGGAGAAGCCAUCUGGCCCAUCUUCCUGCGCCCGGCUUUGUUGCAUCCAUGGUGCGAUAUUUUCACAUCCCUCAUUACCGACCACCGCGACAUCAAUGACGAGGUCAUGGAUGCGGCAACAGCGGUCGUGAAAUUCAAAGCCGACGCUCUGGGUGGAACACAACAUUAUUACUCCUCCCUCAUUUCCCAGCUCCAGCCUGUGGAUCUUGUCGACCUGUUCAGCAAACGCGCGGCUCAAGGUGACUUUACCGUGGACAGUAUCAUCUACAUCCCAUGGAUUCUAGGCGACCACUGGAUCUUCGCCAUCAUCAACAUCCCCGGUCGCGAUAUAUGCAUCGGUGACACCACUCACCGGAGCGACCAUGAUGGCCAGCUUGAAGUCGCCAAGCGAACGAUGAGCCGAAUCGCUCAUGCGGUAGAAGCGUCGGUCAGCCAGACUCGCACGGACUGGUAUGUCCAGGAAUACAAGUUUCGCUGUGGGAUUCAGGACACCCCCUUCCCUUCCGGUGUUGCCAUUGCCGUGACUCUGGUGGGGGCUGUGGUUGAUGAGGCGAAGCCUUUGUCAUCCGAACACGAGGAUUCACACCGGAUCGCUGUAUUCUUCGAGAUCCUAGAAAACCUCCCCACAAAACAUGUCGAUCCCAACAGCUACCAGAAGAGUGUUUGGGAGUUGGAAGACGACCGUGAUGUUUCUCCCCUCGACGUGUCCAGCAUCACCACCGAGUCGGUCCGCUUCACCACCGGCGUUCACUCGCCAACUGGCACGUCCGCGGACGCUGGACUCCCACCCAACGGUAGUGAAUGCGGCAACCCCACCACCUGCCUUCGUGCGGGCAGUUGCCCGUCCGGUCUCCCCUUCCUCCUCGUCCCCGCCAGCAUUCGCACGGAGGCUCUCUACGUGGUCCUCUUCACCACCGGCUUGCCCGUCCUCCUCCCCUCCCUCCUCCACGCCGGCAUUCACGCGGGGGCUCGCUCGGCGGUCCUCUUCACCGCCGGUGUUCACCCGCCAGCUCGCACGUCCGCCAACGCCGGAAUCCCGCCCAACGGUGGUGAAUACGGCUACCACACCACCAGCUUUCGUGCAGGCAGUUGCCCGUCCCUCCUCCCCUCCCUCCUCCACGCCGGCAUUCACUCGGGGGCUCGCUCUCCCAUCCUCGUCCUCGACCAAUCCGCAGACGUGGAAGUGGUACGAAGGCUCAAUGGCAGAGUAUAUGCGCGAAUUGUGGGCCCAGAGAUCAAACGAAACAUCACACCGCCCCGACCUGAUGUUCUCUCCUGGGACGAUCGUACCGCCAGCCUCGAUGCCGGAGCACGCCCUUCCCACCACACCAUCGUCCCCACCGCGGGGACUUUCCGUCUCCUCUUCUACGUCCUUCCCACCUACAUUCACAAGGCAGCCUGCGCUCUCCCCAUCGCCUUCUUCUUCCGAUUCGGAAUGGAGUCAGCUGCUGAAGAUGGCCGACACAUCCUCGCCCUCACCGCCUGUCGUCACACCCCCGGCCUUCACGUGCGAGGUUGUGCCCCCAGCAGCGUCGCCACCGGUGUUCACACGAGGUCUCGCCCGCAACACAACGCGAUCCCCGAGCUCGUCCUCUCCACCGGCAUUCACCCGGCAGCUGGCGGGUACCUCAAUGCCUGCCUCCACAUCUCUGGCCUUCACGCGCGAGCUUGUGCUCCCAGUGGCAGCACCAUCAUCACCGGUAUUGACACGAAGCCCAACGCCGUCCUCUCCGGAACCAGAAUGGAGUCGGCAGCUAUUGAGCCUAUUCGCACCGCAACUACCGGUGCCCGCCGCAUCCUCGCCCCCGGCUUUCACUCGGCAGCUGGCGUGCUCUUCAACGCCUGUCUCCAGACUCCCGGUGGCAACCUCACCCUCGCCACCGAGUUUCUCACGAGACCUCACUGCGGCAAGUUCCCCACCAGCAUUCACGCGACAGCUGGCGCAGCCUACACUGACACCAAGCUCGUCUUCCCCGUCCUCCACAUCCCGGCCCCCUUCGUCUCCCCAGCCCGUAUUCUGCGCCCUUCGUCUCAACCUCCUGACCCACAAUCUGCGACGACGUCUGUGGUCACGCCCCGCCCCGGUCCUGCCUGCGCCAUCAUCCCCAUCCCCACAACGAGCACGUCCCAAUAG